This is a messenger RNA of Aspergillus bombycis, 804 nucleotides long. RefSeq names its product MSF1 domain protein. Gene Ontology annotation, cellular component: mitochondrial intermembrane space. Gene Ontology annotation, molecular function: phosphatidic acid transfer activity. The transcript has a single exon. NCBI's taxonomy places the organism in Eukaryota, Fungi, Ascomycota, Eurotiomycetes, Eurotiales, Aspergillaceae. Gene Ontology annotation, biological process: phospholipid transport. The record is from RefSeq and is a predicted model, not a curated record. The coding region runs from base 1 to 804 and encodes 267 amino acids.
AUGAAGUUCUUCGAGAACGUAUUUACUUACGAUUACUCCUUCCCUGCUGUCUCUCUUGCCUACUUCCUGCGCUAUCCUAACCCGUAUUCUCGCCAUGUCCUAACGACUGAUGUUAUCGAUCGCUACGUCGAUCCCAAGACACAGCGUCUUCAUACAAUUCGUCUUCAUUUAAAGAAAUCCAAAGUCCCGUCUGGUAUACUCAAAUUGCUUCCCAAGGGCAUUGGAGGAUCCGACAAUUCCGGCCAAAGUUACAUUCUGGAGACCACGGUCGUCGACCCCAGGGAAGGCUGGAUGGAAAGUGAAUCACGUAACAUGGAAUGGACUGGUAUUCUCAGUGUUGUUGAGAAACAGGUUUACCAGCGUCAACCAAUUGAAGGGGCUCUUGAUAGUCUCGAGGGGCUUGCCCUUGACGACAAGAGAGGCGAGCAGACAACCGUGAAGACGACUGUCACGUUCCGUUCUCGGUUCGGACAAGGAAAGCUUCUCGGAAGAAAAAAGGCAGAUGCAAUUGGCGAUCACAGUGGCGAGGCUGAAGAGGAUGCACCGAAGAGGGGCUUUUUCUCCUCUCUAUCAACCGCUGGUAUUCAGCGGACAAUCGAACUCAUUGGGCUGAAGCGGACCCGGGAUGCCGUGCUUAAGAGCAAACAAGGCAUGAAUGUUGUGUUAGAACGUUUGCGUAGCGGCGGAAUAGUCGGUGUCCUAGAGGGGAUGCGCCAGGAUCGAGAGGCAACUUUUGGACAUGAAGGCCCUUGGAAGCGUGUUUGGGCCAGGGGUCAUGCACAUAUCGAAGAGGAUGAGAACUAG